Messenger RNA from Alexandromys fortis (reed vole), 756 nucleotides. RefSeq names its product proteasome subunit beta type-3-like. The transcript is spliced from 2 exons. Gene Ontology annotation, biological process: proteasome-mediated ubiquitin-dependent protein catabolic process. The record is from RefSeq and is a predicted model, not a curated record. Bases 264 to 749 code for a protein of 161 amino acids. NCBI's taxonomy places the organism in Eukaryota, Metazoa, Chordata, Mammalia, Rodentia, Cricetidae. Gene Ontology annotation, cellular component: proteasome core complex; proteasome core complex, beta-subunit complex.
ACAAGACCUGUUCUUCAAAGGCACUCUCUGCUGGCUCUCCUCCUCCAACCGACCUCACCUUUCGAUAGAACAUCUUGUACGAACUCACUCGUCCUCUGAAGAGUUCCCCAUGGAGCCAGGCCUUCCGUAACCCGUCAAACCAUGACACUAGCACUAUGGAGGGGCCGUCAUGGCCAUGAAGGGAAAGAACUGCGUGGCCAUCAUCGCAGACAGGCGUUUCGGGAUCCAGGCCUAGAUGGUGACCACAGACUCCAAGAAGACCUAUGGGUGACAGGCUGUACAUAGGCUUGGCUGGGCUGGCCACCAACGUCCAGACAGUUGCCCAGCGCCUCAAGUUCCGGCUGAAUCUUUAUGAGCUGAAGGAAGGUCGGCAGAUCAAGCCCUACACCCUCAUGAGCAUGGUGGCCAACCUCUUGUAUGAGAAACGGUUUGGUCCCUACUCCACAGAGCCUGUCAUUGCCAGGUUGGACCCGAAGACCUUUAAGCCCUUCACCUGCUCCCUAGACCUCAUUGGCUGCCCCAUGGUAACUGACGACUUUGUAGUCAGUGGUACCUGCUCCGAACAGAUGUAUGGGAUGUGCGAGUCUCUCUGGGAGCCCAACAUGGAUCCAGAACACCUGUUUGAGACCAUUUCCCAAGCCAUGCUGAACGCCGUGGACGGGGAUGCUGUCUCGGGCAUGGGCGUCAUUGUCCACAUCAUUGAAAAGGACAAGAUCACCACCAGGACACUAAAGGCCCAGAUGGACUAACCCUGCG